UUGAAGCUAUGUAUGGAGAUCUUCCUCCUCCCAUCAUGCUGAUUGGCCACAGCAUGGGUGGUGCUAUUGCAGUCCAUACAGCAUCAGCCAAUUUGGUGCCAAGUUUAUUGGGUCUCUGCAUGAUUGAUGUUGUUGAAGGUACAGCAAUGGAUGCUCUAAAUAGCAUGCAGAAUUUCUUACGCGGUCGCCCUAAAACCUUCAAGUCCCUGGAGAAUGCCAUAGAAUGGAGCGUAAAGAGUGGCCAGAUACGGAAUCUGGAAUCUGCCCGAGUUUCAAUGGUUGGCCAAGUCAAACAGUAG
Molecule: messenger RNA, 299 nt
Organism: Gracilinanus agilis (Agile Gracile Mouse Opossum)
Lineage: Eukaryota; Metazoa; Chordata; Mammalia; Didelphimorphia; Didelphidae
Product: protein phosphatase methylesterase 1-like
Exons: 3
Coding region: 9-299 (96 amino acids)
Biological process (GO): protein demethylation
Molecular function (GO): protein methylesterase activity
Source: RefSeq, a predicted model, not a curated record